This is a messenger RNA of Myxozyma melibiosi, 1314 nucleotides long. RefSeq names its product glucose signaling factor 2-domain-containing protein. The transcript has a single exon. The record is from RefSeq and is a predicted model, not a curated record. Bases 1 to 1314 code for a protein of 437 amino acids. NCBI's taxonomy places the organism in Eukaryota, Fungi, Ascomycota, Lipomycetes, Lipomycetales, Lipomycetaceae.
AUGUCUGAAGACCAGAAGCCCGCCGAGGCCCCCAAGAAGGACCGGCUGAUUGAUAUCUACGUCCGUCUGAACGGCGACAACGAGAAGGACUACUGCUUCUGUCUGCCCCGCGACCAGCCCGUCUCCAUCCUCUACUCGAUCUUUGACACCCUCCCGCUCGUCCUCUCCCCCACCUUCUUCUUCCACCGACGACCCAUCGGCUUCCACCUCUCCACCAACCCCGGCUUCUACACCAGCGAGGGCGCGCUGCUCUUCGAGCACAGCGGCAAGGAGACGCCAAUCGACGAGACCAAGCGCAUCUGCGACGUCGCGCGCGAAGGCCAGCUCUUCGUGCCUAUCUUCAAGACCCACACCCGCCGCUGGGUGGCCGUCGUCGGCAUCCUGCUGCUGUGGCUCUACACCGACCUGCCGGAGUGGUUCACGCCCACGCCCGGCAUCUCGCUCUUUGCGAUCGGAAACCGGGUGUACGAGCAUUUCUUCCCCGAGAUCCCGGACCCGGACGCGCCCGCGGACGAGCACGACGGCUCGUCGGACUGGAUCGUCGACAUUGUGUUUUUUGUCUUCCACGUCCUCAAGUGCUCCGUCAUCUUCCUCGUCUUCUUCUUUGGCGGAUACAACCCGACCUCGGUCAACCCGUUCCACGAGGCGCCGGACGUCACCGCCGACCAGCUCCGCGCAAUCGGCUGGACCGGCGCUCGUCGCAUCACGCCCGAGGAAUGGCGCGAGGAGAACCGCAAGCGCAAGAUCGAGGAGGCAGGUGGUGCCGUCAAGGCCUACGAGAAGGGCAUCUUGAUGUCGCUCUCGACCGCGGGUAUCUCGCUCCGUCGCGGUGAGGGGUUCGAUACCCCCUGGGGCUAUGUCCGCCCCGAGUCGGAGGUCCUGCCUAUCCCCGAGGAAGCUCCUGCUCCUGCUCCUGCUGUCGAAGAGGCCGAGAAGACCGUCGAGGCAGAGACCGAAAAGACCGAGGAGGAAGCGUCGGCGGUGACGACCUCGAGCGAUGCCGCGCCCAAGGCCGACACCACGACGCCUGUUGCGCCUGUGCGCAAAGACCCCUUCGAAGGCAUUGACCCCGAAGCCGUGCUCGUGAAGCUCGGCGCGGACUACGAAGAGAAGCUGACAAAGUACCGCCGGGCGGAGAUUUCGCGGCGCAUGAAGCUGGGCGACACUGUUGCGGUUGCGCUCAAGGACUGGCGGCGGAUCGGUCCGGUUGUGCCGCCGUCGAAGGAGGUCGAGGUGCAGUAUAAGCUGCGCAAGAUGUUGGAGGGACGUCCUGAUGUUUAUAUGAAGACGUUCAAGGAGAAGAAGAAUGAGUAG